AUGGUAAGAAUAACUGUAGAAAUGGUUCGAAACAAAGCGGAACAUCAUGAUCGAUUAUUAGCUCCAUUGGAAGAAAUUGCUUUACAUCAGGAAAACAUUGAAAAGAUUGAAUUCAUUCAAGAUUGGUGCCCGAAGUUGAAAAUUCUUUUAAUGCAAAGUAAUUUAAUAGCAAAAAUUGAAAAUUUGAAUAAAUUAAAAAAUCUUACGUACCUUAAUUUAGCAUUAAACAACAUUGAGGUGAUUGAAAAUUUGGAAAGAUGUGAAUCCUUGGAGAAAUUAGAUUUAACACUUAAUUUUAUUGGGGAUAUCGUAAGCGUCGAAUCAUUAGUUGGUAACUAUAAUUUGGCAAACUUAUAUUUAACAGGAAAUCCGUGCACGGAUUACGAUAAUUAUCGAGAUUUCAUUAUCGGAACUCUUCCACAAUUGUCAACGCUUGAUGGAAAAGAUAUUGAAAGAUCUGAUCGUAUUAAAGGUUUACAAAACCUCCCUGUUAUAAGAUCAGAUAUUCUAUUUGAACAAAACAUUUAUAAACAACAAAGAAAAGCACAAAAAUCGCGUUUAGAAAACGAUAUACAAGACAAAUGGGAAAAUGAAUACAAGAAUAUGGAUCCAGAGGAAAGAAAUAAAAGAUUUUGGGCUUCUAAAACUGAACAUGCACCGGAAGUGAGGUAUGAAAUUGAACGCAUGCGACAAUUAAAACAAAAAAGUGAUGAAUCUGAAACCAAAACGGAUGAAAAAAAAGAAACCAGAUUAUUUACUUCAGAUGGCAGACCGUUCAACAUUAAUCAACCAAAAAUCGACUUUAAAUUUAGCGAUGACGAUUUAAACUCGUACAUUUUAGAUCUAGCUGUUUAUAAGCACUUGGAUACAAAUUUACUCGAUAUUGAUAUUCAAACAAAUUAUAUAAGAGUUACAAUAAAAAAUAAAAUAUUUCAACUGCACCUGCCUGAGGAGGUGGAUAUAACAAACUCAACUGCUCAAAGGUCACAAAUUACUGGACAUUUGGUCGUCACCAUGCCAAAAGCAAAUUUUGUAAUAAAAAAGCCUUUAGCACCCAAAACAUCUCCCACUCCAUCACCAAUGAGUGAAACUAGAGUGAGAAACUGUAGUUUGGAAAUAAAAUCAACGAGAGAAUUUCUAGAAAUAGGACCUUCUGAUAAUGUGCUCGAUUUAACAAAAAUGACGUCAACAAAAUCACCAUCGUAUAUUGAUCCAAGAAUGCCAUUGGUCGAGAAAAAACCAUCCUCUAGCUUUAUUGACAACCAUGAAGUGCCUGAUCUUAUUUAG
Messenger RNA from Nymphalis io (European peacock), 1287 nucleotides. It is a transcript of the gene tilB, whose product is annotated as protein tilB. Gene Ontology annotation, cellular component: cytoplasm. Gene Ontology annotation, biological process: outer dynein arm assembly. The record is from RefSeq and is a predicted model, not a curated record. Lineage: Eukaryota; Metazoa; Arthropoda; Insecta; Lepidoptera; Nymphalidae. Bases 1 to 1287 code for a protein of 428 amino acids. Gene Ontology annotation, molecular function: protein binding. The transcript has a single exon.